Messenger RNA from Anopheles stephensi (Asian malaria mosquito), 899 nucleotides. RefSeq lists its product as uncharacterized. The coding region runs from base 145 to 429 and encodes 94 amino acids. Lineage: Eukaryota; Metazoa; Arthropoda; Insecta; Diptera; Culicidae. The record is from RefSeq and is a predicted model, not a curated record. The transcript has 2 exons.
CUGCUGCCUGUUGAUGGUGGGGAUCGAAGAUAUAAAACCAACCGUACCGAUGGCGCCAACACUUUAAUCGUUACCUAUACCGUGCGCCGUCACAAUCGUCUCGCAGUCGACCGGUCUUCUCUAGGACUUUCCACAGGUCUCAUCAUGAAGGUUGCUAUCUGCCUGUUCGCCGUCAUCUGCCUGGCUCUGGCCGCUCCCCAGCGCGACGGAGGUGCCCUCACCGAUGAAGCGAUCCGGCAGGCACAGUCCCAGCAGCUGAUCCCCCAGGACGCCCAGAUCCAGGGUGUGCAGCAGGGUAUUCAGGUGGCCGCCCUCGAAUCCAUCCCCGGCAGCCAGCGUGUCGAUCUGUUCCAGCUGCUCGGAGAUCAGGUACCGCGUGAGGUCAUCUCCAACCUGCAGUCGCAGGUGGAUCAGGUUGGCCAGAACUAAGGACCGCCGAAGGCACCCCCCAAUCUGGAGCGUCACCUACCUUCUAUCUACGAUCUUUCCUGAGCACUUCACAAGCUCCAACAAGUUUCGUGGCGCAUCCCUCCGGACUCUACUUCCAACGCUCCAAGAUGACACUCCGCAGGUCCGGGGGGGAACUCUACCACCAGGCAGCGGGAAUGCGAAACCAAUUCUAUAUGGCCGAGAAGCUGGCUAUUCUUCCACGAAGGUGCCAACCGCAAAGCUCUGCCCCUAAUGUAUAAGACCGCUUUUCGUACAUUUGUACUACGAAAAUGGGUUGUGUGCGUGCGUGCGUGUUUGUUUUUUUUAUUAUGUUACAAAUGUUGACUUUUUAAACUUAAUUAGCGAGAGAAAGAGGGAGAUAGAGAGGAAAAAAAGCAAAAACGACAAGAGACGAGGGAACAAAAUAUUGAAAUGAAACAACAAUAAUAACAACAACACCGUUCAAACAA